This is a messenger RNA of Anneissia japonica, 527 nucleotides long. RefSeq lists its product as uncharacterized. The record is from RefSeq and is a predicted model, not a curated record. The transcript is spliced from 2 exons. Lineage: Eukaryota; Metazoa; Echinodermata; Crinoidea; Comatulida; Comatulidae. Bases 68 to 469 code for a protein of 133 amino acids.
UCUGUUAUAUUAACAAUCGUUUUUAUUAUCCAUUUCAGAGAAAACUAUCAAACAGAUCAGAAAUGAUAUGAGAGAGAAAGAAUAUGCUAGGCGUAUGGAAGAAAUGGAGAAGAGGAUGAUAGAAGAGGAUGGAGAUAUUAGGCAAGGCUCUGAAGGAAGAAAAGAAUUAGUUGAAGAAGUUAAUGAAGAGCAAAGAGAACAUGCAGAAAGGAUGGAUAGUGAGGAGCAACGAAACGAAAUAGAAGAAAUAAGGGAAGUUUCUGAAGAUGAAAGAGAACAUGUAGAAAGGCUAUGCAGGGAAAUAGUCAAUGAAGACAUAAUGGAAGGAACUAGUGGAGAAGAAAUAACGGAAGGAAGGAGAGAACGGCAAAAAAUUAUAGGCCUACCCGACACGACGAUGUUACAAACCAUGAUACAGGAGGCAGUGCAGGCGGCGAUGAUUGGUUUCAAGCAAGUAAGUACAGGUUGACAUUAAUUAAAAAUAUUACUUUAAUUACGACUAUAAAUGUUUGAUUGUACUUUAGUAC